Molecule: messenger RNA, 1059 nt
Organism: Miscanthus lutarioriparius
Lineage: Eukaryota; Viridiplantae; Streptophyta; Magnoliopsida; Poales; Poaceae
Source: the annotation of a GenBank genome assembly
AUGCGGCGGUCCCUCUCCCUCCUCGCACGGCAGGUGGCUCGGCGGCGGCUGCUGAGCAACGUGCCGGAGUCCACUGUCUACGGGGGGCCACGCCCGCAGGAGUCCUCGGCGGCGCGGCGCGUGACGGUGACCACCCUCCGCGGGAAGCAUCGCCGCGGGGAGCCCAUCACCGUCGUCACCGCCUACGACUACCCCUCGGCGGUCCACGUCGACUCCGCGGGCAUCGACGUCUGCCUCGUCGGGGACUCCGCCGCCAUGGUCGUCCAUGGCCACGACACCACGCUCCCCAUCACGCUCGAGCUCAUGCUCGAGCACUGCCGCGCCGUGGCCCGGGGCGCGCCGCGGCCGCUCCUCGUCGGCGAUCUCCCGUUCGGCUCCUACGAGUCCUCCGCCGCGCAGGCUGUUGAUUCAGCUGUGAGGGUGCUGAAGGAAGGUGGAAUGGAUGCAAUCAAGCUGGAAGGGGGUGCGCCAUCGAGGAUCGCUGCAGCUAAGGCUAUUGUGGAGGCUGGUAUUGCAGUCAUGGGGCAUGUUGGCCUCACACCGCAAGCUAUUAGUGUGCUCGGUGGAUUUAGGCCUCAAGGGAAGACGGUUGACAGUGCUGUAAAGGUUGUGGAGACAGCACUUGCCUUGCAGGAGGCUGGAUGCUUCUCGGUUGUGUUGGAGUGUGUGCCUGCUCCAGUGGCAGCCGCUGCAACAUCAGCAUUGAAAAUCCCAACCAUUGGCAUUGGGGCUGGACCAUUCUGUAGUGGACAGGUCUUGGUAUACCAUGACUUGUUAGGGAUGCUGCGACACCCACAUCAUGCCAAGGUCACACCAAAAUUCUGUAAGCAAUUUGGUAACGUGGGCGAUGUCAUCAACAAGGCGUUAUCAGAGUAUAAGCAAGAAGUGGAAACUCAGACUUUCCCUGGUCCAAGCCACACACCGUAUAAGAUAACUCCCACAGAUGUUGAUGGCUUUGCAAAUGCACUGCAGAAGAUGGGUUUGAGUGACGCCGCAGAUGCUGCGGCUGCUGCUGCUCAAAACAGUGAGAAAGGUGGAGAACCAAACGGAAACUGUUGA